AUGGAGUUAUCAGAUGCAAUUGAGCGCCCUCGUGUAGAUAAUGUGUUUCUCAGAAAGGGUCCUCGACAGCCACAGCCCGGAUCAUUGGCUCUCAUCGGUCAUCAUAUGAUCUUUUCACCUACCGACUCAUCACCCACUUCUCCGAAGGGUAUGACUCGCUCGGAUAAUGAGCUGUGGCUACUUCAUCGUGCUGUCGACCGUGUCAUAGUAGAGCCUGUGAGUCGUGAUAAUAUUACUAGAGGAGGCUAUCUGAUAUUGAAAUGUAAAAAUUUUAUGGUUUGUGUUUUUGAAGUGAACGAUUUCGAAGAUUGUAUGGCUGUGGGACGUUCAAUCGAAAAACUUUCUCGAUUGAGUUGCAUCCAACAAGAGUACCCUUUUUAUUAUCGUUGUCCGUUCACGGUUCUGGAUAAUGGAUGGACCGCAUUUGAUACUGAACAAGAAUUUGCAAGGCUGGUCGUUUGUUGCAAAGAAGGGUGGCGGAUUAGUUCAGUGAAUAAAGGAUUUCGGGUUUGUGGUUCAUAUCCGGAAAUGGUGAUUGUCCCAAAAGGUAUUGGUGAUGAUUACUUACGAAUAUCAGCUACGUUCCGUGAAGGCGGUCGAUUCCCAGUAUUGAGUUAUUAUCAUCAAGAAACAAAAGCUUCAAUAGUGCGUUGCGGUCAGCCGUUGAUCGGUCCAGCGAACCGCCGUUGUAAAGAAGAUGAAACGAUUUUGAAGGCACUUCUUUCGUCGACAAGUAAAGGGGUUAUUAUCGAUACGCGAAGUAAGCAAUUAGCACAGAACGCUAAAAGUAAAGGUGGUGGAUGUGAACCACUCAUAAAUUAUUCACAAUGGAAAUACGUUCAUAGUGUGGUACCGCGUUGCCGAGAAUUUCGUGAUGCCUUGAAGAAAUUAGUUGAGCUGUGUAGCGAAGUGAAUCCGUCGUGUGAUCGUUGGUUAUCGAAACUGUGCGCAAGCGGGUGGAUGCAAGCAAUAGCUUCAACUCUAACUGCAUCAGCAACAGUUGCUCAAUGCGUGCAUUGUGAAGGUAGUGCUGCAGAGGUGCCGAUAGUGGUUCAUGGUGCUGAAGGCACAGAUGCAACUUUAUUGGUGACAUCACUUUCGCAACUUCUACUUGACUCAGAUGCACGCACAAUUCGUGGUUUUGAAUCGUUAAUCGAACGUGAAUGGAUCACAGCUGGACAUCCAUUUUCAACACGGUGCGCACAUUCUGCGUAUGAUAACGGUUUAGCGACAUCGCCAACUAGUGAUGCACCAAUAUUUUUGUGUUUUUUGGAUUGUGUCUGGCAGAUUUAUCAGCAGUUUCCAUGCUCAUUCGAGUUCACAGAAGAAUUUUUGAUAUUCCUUUUUGAGCAUGCUUACGCCUCAGAAUUCGGUUCAUUCCUUGAUAAAUAUCAAAUGGAAGUUAAAAAACGAACGGUUUCGUUAUGGUCUUAUGUAAAUAAUCCCGAGAUUUUACGGACGUUUGUGAACGCUCUCUAUGAGCCAAAUGAUUCAGUUUUAUGGCCUUCUGUUGCACCUCAAAGUAUUAUGUUUUGGGAACGUUUAUUUCUUCGUUGGGUGCGUGACUGGAAACAAACCGAUGGUGUUAAGCAAACAAUAAUGAGGUGGAAGAAUCGCGAGAAGGAAUUACAGUCUAAAGUUUUAGUACUUAGACGGCAAUUAAUUGAACUAUCAAAAGAAGCUCACUUACAAAACGCAAAUGCAGCCACCUAG
Messenger RNA from Anisakis simplex (herring worm), 1713 nucleotides. The record is from the annotation of a GenBank genome assembly. Lineage: Eukaryota; Metazoa; Nematoda; Chromadorea; Rhabditida; Anisakidae.